This is a messenger RNA of Musa acuminata AAA Group (dessert banana), 1127 nucleotides long. Its product is annotated as mavicyanin. Lineage: Eukaryota; Viridiplantae; Streptophyta; Magnoliopsida; Zingiberales; Musaceae. The coding region runs from base 475 to 990 and encodes 171 amino acids. The transcript has 2 exons. The record is from RefSeq and is a predicted model, not a curated record. Gene Ontology annotation, cellular component: plasma membrane. Gene Ontology annotation, molecular function: electron transfer activity.
ACUGAUCAGUAUCAAUUUGUCCUAGCUGUGUUCCACAUUUUUCGGAUCUAACUGAGGCCCUGUCUCAUCACAUAACAUAAAAAGAACGAUGAAACCUCACCUUCCUUGUUCAAUCAGCUCCUCUGGCCACGUUGGCAACAAACAUUCAUCUCAACAAAACUUUCUGGUGAGGUGAUUUCAUAUACCAUCUUGCAUUGGAGUUGCCGAUUGAUCUGCCUGUCUCAUCAGCAGUAACAUGCGCAGUGGUUGCGCGAACACGCAUAAACAACAAAUCAUCAGUUCCGCCAUCUGUGACACAGUUUGGACGGUCAUACUCCAGAUCGACGACUCUGCACCGGUCAUGGAAGUUCGCCAUAAACACGUCCGUGACAACCACAAGGCCGAAGGCUACCUACCGCCACCAAAGUCUUCUCUUGAGCUCUAUUUAAUUCCCUCCUUUGCUGCCUUCCCUUCCAUCCAUCUCCUGCCACAAAGAUGGCCAUUCCGAGAGCCAUAGUAGCAGUUGCAGUCAUGGCAGCCAUCGCUGGGCUUGCAAACGCCACGAACUUCGACGUCAGCUGGGAUCUCAGCACGAACUACACACGGUGGGUUUCCGACAAGACUUUUCGCGCCGGCGACACCUUAACGUUCAGCUACACGUCGAGCCACGACGUGGUAGAGGUCAGGAGCUCCUCCUACGCCACCUGCAACGCGACCAGUCCGGUGUCGAAGAGCGCCACGGGCAACACCCUCGUCGCUCUAGGCGCCCCCGGAAAGCGGUACUUCAUUUGUGGGAUCACCGGCCACUGCAGCAGGGGCAUGAAGAUCGAGAUCGACGUGGUAACCGCGAGCUCACCGCCUCCCGGAGCCUCUCCCUCGCCCAGCGUCUCUCCGGCUGCUCCGACACCGCCGGCUUCGUCCCCGCCCGCCCCUAGCACCGCGCCACCCAGCAGGACUCGCACGACGGCGAAGGUUGCUCUGGGAGUCGUGCUGAUGGUCUUGGCCCUCUGAUCACAGUUACUUUCUUUGAUUAAUUUCCUCUUGGAUAUUACUCUACAACUCGAUCAUGCUUUCAUUCCUGAGGCAUUACAUUGGGUAUUUGUGUUUCUUGCAAUCCCAGAGAAAUAAAGAAGCUUAUUUUCCCUUCA